AUGCUGUUCAAAUCUACUCUCGCCCUGGCCUUCAUGGCCCUCGCCAACAUCGUCUCUGCCUCUCAGACUCCCGCAUGUGUUAUCUCCGUGAUGGGUGAUACGGCCAACCCCGACGACCUCGCGACUAUCUGCUGCUCUAAGACAAUCCAGUCUAAGAUCCAGAGCACGUGCGGAGAUAACGCUGAUUCCGCCUUGACUUUCUUCUCCAACACCUGCAAGAGCCACGGCUACACUGUUGAAAAAUCUCCCAGUGCCACUACCACCGGUACUGGCGCCACUGGUACCGCUACCGGCUUCACCACUGCUGCCUCGACCUCCGGCUCCAAGACCACUGGUACUAAGACAUCUGGCUCUGGCUCUGGCUCUGCUAGCAGCACUGCGUCCGGUAGCGCUUCGGCUUACCCUUCGCCUUCUGUUGCUGGCGCUGUGGGCGGUCAGCAGCUCUCGAGCACCGCCUUCGCUGCUGCGCUGUUCUUUGGUGCUGCCGCACUUCUCUAA
Molecule: messenger RNA, 498 nt
Organism: Penicillium verhagenii
Lineage: Eukaryota; Fungi; Ascomycota; Eurotiomycetes; Eurotiales; Aspergillaceae
Product: putative GPI anchored cell wall protein
Exons: 3
Coding region: 1-498 (165 amino acids)
Source: RefSeq, a predicted model, not a curated record